AUGGCAAAUGACGCUAGAACCACGAUUCAAGACAAGUUUAUGGCCUCAGAUAACAUCAUCAUCGUCGCUACGAUCGCCUUCGGUAUGGGUAUAGACAAAUCGAACAUCCGCAACGUUGUCCAUUACGCCGUCCCCAAGAGCCUUGAAGGUUACAGCCAAGAAAUCGGACGCGCUGGACGUGAUGGCCUGGAGAGUACCUGCAUGAUCUAUCUUUGCGCCGAGGACAUCAAGAUCAUGGAGGAAUGGUCUAGGGCCGACGUGCCAAGCCUGAGGAGUGUCAAAGGUUUGGUAGGGGAGUUCUUGGAACUUCACCGAUAUGCUAAGGCAGGGGAUGUCAUUGAACGGAAUCUGAAUGAGGAGUCUAGGGAGUGGGACAUCCGUAAAAAUGCACUGGAUCUCUUGAACGCGCAGCUCGAGCUUCGUUUUGAGCUCAUCAGGGCAAUCAAGCCCAAGUAUUCCGAGUAUAAAUACAUCAAGUCUCAAGCUUUCGAGAGCCGCACUGCGGAUGGCUCUCCGGUUACCAAGGCACUCAAAAAGAUGAGCAAGACUGCCCACAAGUGGACGCGAAUCGACGUCGACGCAGCUGCUGGUAGCGGAGGCUUCCAGCGAGCGGACGCGGUGAAGAAACUGCAAGAAUGGAACGACUCUGGAGCUAUUGAACUACAGCCAAGUGGUGUGGUGAACCGCUUCCGCGUUCUCAAGGACUUCCCGCAAGGGGAAGAGGCGAAGCGUCAGAUAACCACAUCUAUCUACGCGCAGAUUGAGGCCAGAGAAAAGAGCGACAUGGAACGAGUCCAGCAAGUUAUCGACCUCGUCACCACCAAGGGCUGCCUGAGUCGGGAACUGGCCAGACAUUUCGCGGACGAUGGUACUGUGCCCAAAGGAGGUUGUGGACACUGCAACUUCUGUCUUACGAAAACCCAAGUCAAAUUCAUCCAAGCGCACAACCAGUCUCGCAAAGGCCGUAUUGACGAGCGGAAGAUCAAGGCGAUUCUGGCCGCUACCACGGUCCGGGACGACGCGCGAUUCUUGGCCAGGGUUGCCUUUGGCAUAUCGAGCCCGAGGGUUACCGUGGAGAAGCUGGGGAAGCACGCGGUGUUUGGAAGCAUGGACGAUUGCGACUUCGAGGAGCUCGUCAAGAGGUUCGAUCAAGUCUGCAAAUCGUGA
Messenger RNA from Letharia columbiana, 1167 nucleotides. RefSeq lists its product as uncharacterized. The record is from RefSeq and is a predicted model, not a curated record. The transcript is spliced from 3 exons. Gene Ontology annotation, molecular function: four-way junction helicase activity; 3'-5' DNA helicase activity. Gene Ontology annotation, cellular component: cytoplasm; chromosome; nucleus. The coding region runs from base 1 to 1167 and encodes 388 amino acids. Lineage: Eukaryota; Fungi; Ascomycota; Lecanoromycetes; Lecanorales; Parmeliaceae. Gene Ontology annotation, biological process: double-strand break repair via homologous recombination.